AUGAACAUUUCAACGCUAUCACAUGAUGUCAUUGAUGAAAAUAAAGAGAGUCCAACGUAUGGUCAACCUGUUAAAAAAGAUUAUUUGCUAAUAGAAUUAUGUGACACUGGCCUUGGCAUUGAUCCAGAAUUUAUUGAACAUAUUUGGGAGAGUUUUUCCAAAGGUGACACGUCAUUAACCAGGAAACAAGAUGGUACAGGACUUGGACUUUCAAUUUGUAAAAAUUUAGUAGCAAUUAAUGGAGGAGAAAUUAAAGUAGAAAGUAAAUUAAGACAAGGAAGUAAAUUUUGGCUUAAAUGGAAUAUUGAAUUAAUAGAAAAUUUAUCAAAAUAUCAAGAAAAAUUUCAUUUCUUACCAGAUUUUAUAAGAUCAAAACGGAUAUUAGUAAUUCAUCCUGUUGAGAAUGCAAGAAAUUCAAUAAUUAAUCAUCUUAAAAGUAUUGAAAAUGUUGAUGUUUUUGAUACUUUUGAUAAAGCUGUUCAAAAAGCAAAAGAUUAUGUAGAGUUACAUAAAAAAUUUGCUUAUGACUUAAUAUUUAUCGGUCUUUAUGAAAAAAAUGAAGAAGAAGUCGUCAAUGCCGUAUCAGAAUUAAGAAAGAUCGAAUUAAAUUGUAAUAAUUCAUUAACUUCUUUAGUAGUAUUUAUUGUAUUUCCUAGUGAUAGAGGUAGAGCGUUGGUAGAAAAAUUAAUUAAAAAUGUUGAAGGACGAUGUGAAAUUAUAUAUACGCCAAUUACAUGGAGAAAGUUAAUUGGCCAAUUUUCAAAUAUUGAUAAUGAUCUUAACGGUAAUGGUAAAAAUAGCUGUGCAAAGAUUUUUAAUAGAAUAGAUAAUGAUUCUAUUAAUCUAAGGACCAUAAUGCAACAACUUUCAGAACUUGGUUAUUCAACAAUCUCUGCAACAAGUGUUCAAGAUGCAAUUAAUAUUAUUAAAACAGAAUUUGGAUCGUUAAAUGAUAUUUAUUCAAAGUCUCGUAAAAUCUCAAUGAUUUUAAUAGACUAUAAUUUAUCAACAAUGGCAGGUUUUGACGUUUCAAAAGCAAUUAGAUCAGUUUCAAAAAUUCCAAUCGUUGCUGUAACGGAUUUAUUUACAGAAGAAAUACGAAAUAAAUGUGUUAACUGUGGAUUAAAUGAUUGCCUCUUAAAGCCUUUAAAAGCUGAACAACUUGAAAACAUUUUAACAAAAUACGUCGUUGAAGAUUAA
Molecule: messenger RNA, 1200 nt
Organism: Racocetra persica
Lineage: Eukaryota; Fungi; Glomeromycota; Glomeromycetes; Diversisporales; Gigasporaceae
Source: the annotation of a GenBank genome assembly